AGUCGGGCGCCGCGGUUUCUUUCUGACUCCGGCCGCCUCGGGGGAGCCGUUGCAGUGCAGAGUCUAGUUCGCCUUAGGCCCUCUCCCCACCGCGGGGGUAGGAAGGGCAGGUGACUGACUGCCCCACCGUAAAGGGCGGUGCGUGCGGAGGCCUGGAGCGGUCCUCACCUGGCCUUGGGUGCGGGGCCAAGCGCGGGCGAAGAGCCCCGGUUUGGCGCCGCCGGGCCUACAGUCCCCUACAGUCCCCAGAGGCUCGCCGAGUGCCUCUGCGGAGCCGCGCGACGCGCAGGCAGGGUGGCUGCUGCAGCAGGUGUGAAUGUGCCUGACAAGAUGAAGAGCCGAAUCCCCGUGGUGCUCCUGGCCUGUGGCUCCUUCAACCCCAUCACCAACAUGCACCUGCGCUUGUUUGAGGUGGCCAGAGACCACCUUCACCAAACAGGCAGGUACCAGGUGAUCGGGGGUAUCAUCUCUCCUGUCAAUGACAACUACGGAAAGAAGGACCUCGUGGCUGCCCGGCACCGGGUGGCCAUGGCUCGGCUGGCCCUGCAGACGUCCGACUGGAUCCAGGUGGACCCCUGGGAGAGUGAGCAGGUGCAGUGGAUGGAGACAGUCAAGGUGCUGAGGCAUCAUCACAGCGAACUGCUCAGAUCUCUGCCCUGGAAGGAAGGCCUGGACCAAGGCAAGGUUGACUCUCCAGCCCCCGCAGCUGUGCCUGAGCUGAAGCUCCUCUGCGGGGCAGAUGUCCUGAAGACCUUCCAGACCCCCAACCUCUGGAAAGACACGCACAUCCAAGAAAUAGUGGAGAAGUUCGGCUUGGUGUGCGUGGACCGGGCAGGGCACGACCCAAAGGGGUACAUCUUGGGCUCGCCCAUCCUGCAGAGAUACCAGGACAACAUCCACCUGGCCAGGGAGCCAGUGCAGAACGAGAUCAGUGCCACAUACAUCAGGCGGGCCCUGGGCCGAGGGCAGAGCGUGAAGUACCUGCUCCCCGAUGCCGUCAUCGCCUACAUCAAGGAGCAUGACCUCUACGCCAGCCCCGGAGAGGAAUGAAGGGUAGCCAAGCUGGGGAGGGCCACCUCCUCCUCCACUGGUCUCGUCCUGAGGACAGGGCGCUUACAGUCUUUGUUUUCCAGAGUUUUUCCAUGUUUCAUUUGGUUUGUUUCAACAAUGAUUUUGUUUGUGAGGUACCUUCUGUCCCAGGAAGAGAUACCUUCUUCGGGGAGGAGCAGAUGUUUGCAUCACAAGGAUGGACAUUUAUCACAGAAGUUAAAGUGGUCAUUAGGUUUAGACGGAAGUUCUCAGAACCUCUGGAUGAAGAGGCCUUCUUAUUUUGUAACUGGUAGUUAUGGCUGCGCACUGAAGGCAGUUCUGCAUGUGGCAGGGGGCCCCUGAGGGUCAGAUCAGAAUUGCCCACAAAGCGUGUUUUAACUAGGACCAGGUGCAGCUUGCGGGUCUUGAUUGGAGAGACUUGACAGGAUGCUAAUUACCAAACAGUGGGCUUUGUCAAUGCCUUGUUUCCACAAAGUAAUGUUCAUGGAGGAGUCCAAAAUUUGGAAGCAACACUUUGCUGAUUGACAUUGAGUCUUCCUUUACAAACCGUAGUCUGCCUGCCUACUGGCCAUUGAUAAAAUUUAAACUAAAAUCUUUCUAGGUAGUGAUCCUCAAACUAUAUAUAUAUAUAUAUAAUUUUUUUUUUUUUUUUUUUUUGCGGUACGCAGGCCUC
Lagenorhynchus albirostris (white-beaked dolphin) is the source of this 1723-nucleotide messenger RNA. RefSeq names its product nicotinamide nucleotide adenylyltransferase 3 (gene NMNAT3). Bases 331 to 1050 code for a protein of 239 amino acids. The transcript has 5 exons. Gene Ontology annotation, biological process: NAD+ biosynthetic process. Gene Ontology annotation, cellular component: mitochondrion. NCBI's taxonomy places the organism in Eukaryota, Metazoa, Chordata, Mammalia, Artiodactyla, Delphinidae. Gene Ontology annotation, molecular function: nicotinate-nucleotide adenylyltransferase activity; nicotinamide-nucleotide adenylyltransferase activity. The record is from RefSeq and is a predicted model, not a curated record.